Molecule: messenger RNA, 2055 nt
Organism: Eremothecium cymbalariae DBVPG#7215
Lineage: Eukaryota; Fungi; Ascomycota; Saccharomycetes; Saccharomycetales; Saccharomycetaceae
Gene: YVC1
Product: Yvc1p
Exons: 1
Coding region: 1-2055 (684 amino acids)
Source: RefSeq, a predicted model, not a curated record
AUGUGUGGGGGACAGGCAGAGACAGGGUUAAGUGAUAUUUUGCCAAGGGCCAGGGUAGAAUAUUGGGACGACCCGGGGAAUGCGGGACAGAAUAGUGGGCCCAGUCCUAGACAGAUAUUGCGGAUAGCCCUAAAUCUGAAGUUUCUAGUCGACAAGACAGUGCCUAUCACGUACGACGUUGAUGAAGUGAUCUGCGAGCACUCACCUAUUCUGAAUGCUAAAGUGAUUAGUUUGGCGUUUGACGCAUGUGGGGGAGAUCUGGAAGACAGCUUAUCUCAACGGAAAUAUCAGUCGGUGCUAAUCUUCUGUUUACUGAGGGUGUACUCGUGGUACUGUUCUUUGGCGGAGUCUGAGCUGCAUAAUGUUGAGCUGUACAAUUUAAGGGCAACGGCAACUCAGCAAUUGUGUAAGUUGAUCAUUGCUAGAAAGGAGAACACGGAUUUAAAUUACUUGUUCAUGGAGAUGUUACUAAGGCGGUAUUCGAUCAACGAAAAUGAUGUUGAUUUAAACCCAAUUAGUGCUCUAGAGCUUGCUCUAGACAUGCACUGUACUAUGAUCAUAGGCUCUUGCGGAUAUCAGCGGUGUCUAAAGUGGCUAUGGCGAGGAUGGAUUGUUCAAAAUGAGUAUAAUCCCGAAACUUUUAUUUUGAGUGACACUGUAGCCUCUGUAGAAUUCAAGAAGCAUUUUACUCCGGAUAGGAUAAGAAGUCCAAUCUAUCAGAAUUGGUUACAAAUUAUCUUUUCAAUAAUUUAUUUGAUGCUUUACACCAAGAUCGUAAACAGUAAAGAUUCCGAAAACGUUGCGCCGCUUGAUAAUUGGGAGUUAUUAUUCUGUUUCUUCACAACUGGGUACGUAGCUGACGAAGCAUCGAAACUGUAUCAUGUGGGAUGGAAUUACUUAGGGUUUUGGAAUGUUUACAAUGACACAAUGUAUACAGUUAUAUCCUUAUCAAUUGUUUUGCGAAUAGUUAGUGUUUCUCCAGCGCUUAAUAUCCAUCAGGCGCAGUAUUGGGAUAUGAUAUCUUACAGAACACUGUCAUGUGCUGCACCCCUAGUAUGGUCUAGAUUACUGUUGAAUUUGGAAUCUGAAAGAUUUGUUGGUGCAUUAUUAGUUGUUAUGAAACAUAUGAUGAAAGAAUCGGUGAUCUUUUUCUUCUUGCUUAUUCUGAUUCUGAUCGGAUUUCUGCAGGGAUUUUUAGGAUUGGAUUCUUCAGAUGGACGUCGUGAAAUAACUGGACCAAUUCUCUCAAAUCUAGUGAUUACUGUUCUAGGAGGUGGAGGUUUCGACUUGUAUGAGAACUUUGCUCCACCAUACGCAGCUAUACUAUACUAUUCGUAUCAUUUCAUUGUCUCCGUGAUAUUGCUGAAUAUUCUAGUAGCGUUGUAUAGCACUGCAUACCAGAAUGUUACACAGAACAGUACUGAUGAAUACUUGACAUUAAUGGCUCAAAAAACGCUGCGGUAUAUCAGGGCUCCCGAUGAACGUGUUUAUGUCCCUCCUUUCAAUCUAAUUGAGUUGGCUUUAUCUCCCAUCUUGUGGAGACUGUCCCGCUCUAGAGCAAAGCUUCUUAGUCAUUAUGUCUUGAUCAUUUUAUAUUUCCCAAUACUUGCCUGGAUCGCAGUUAAAGAGGUUCGUGAAGCCAAAAGAGUCACUUACAAUAGAUUGAAGAAGCUGCCCGAUGAUGCCAACGAAAUUGAUGUUGCAUGGGACCUAACUGAUGGCUUUGUGGAAGACGAGAGCUUACCGUUCUCUGAGACUACAGAGGGUGGUAUCAAGGCCACUAAUAAGAAAAACCAAUUGGCAUUAAAGUUACAGAGAGAAGCAGAACAACUUGAUCCCAAGUUUCCGGUGCCCAAGACUUGGUUCAAGAAAGUACGCAGUGCAGCGCAACCUGUAAAAGAGGGUUUUCAAACUGGCCUUGGAUGGACGUCUUACGGACUUUAUAAGAAACUGAAUGACGAACAUAAAGAAACAUCCCAGAAAGUCGAUGAGUUAACCAAAAUGGUAAAGGAUUUGACUGAUUUAGUAAGCGAAUUAAAAAAUAAUAGAGGCUAG